AUGCUCGAUAUUCAGGAUUUCAUAAAGGAGCGCGGCGGCGACCCUGAGAAGAUCAGGGAGUCGCAGCGCAAGCGCAACGCCCCGGUCGAGAUCGUCGACGAAAUCAUUGCCAUGUUCGAGGACCACAGAAGGACCCAGUAUGAGGCGACCCAGAUCAGCUCGCAGAUCAACGCAACCCAGAAGGAGAUCGGCCUGAAGAAGAAGAACAAGGAGAACGCGGACGACCUGCUGAAGCAGAAGGAGGAUCUCACCAACAAGAAGAAGGCGCAGGAUGACCUGGCUGCCGAGAAGCUCAAGGCGCUGAACGCGAAGGUGAAGACGGUGGGCAACUACGUGCACGCCUCGGUGCCGGUCAGCGACAAUGAGGACAACAACGAGGAAAUCAGGACGUGGACUCCGGAGGGCGUGACCGUCGAGAAGAAGGACUGCCUUUCUCACCACGAGGUCCUGUACCGCCUGGGUGGCUACGACCCCGACCGUGGUGUCAAGGUCGUCGGCCACCGUGGUUACUGCCUGACUGGCAUGGGUCUCUUCCUCAACCUGGCCCUCGUUAACUACGGCCUCGAGUUCCUCUACAACAAGGGCUACCAGCCCAACAUGCCGCCGUUCAUGAUGCUGCGGGAACAGAUGGCCAAGACGGCCCAGCUCGAGCAGUUCGACGAGGAACUGUACAAGGUUACGGAAGAUGAGAAUAACAAGGAUACCGACAAGUACCUUAUCGCGACCUCGGAACAGCCGCUGUCCGCUCUCCACGCCGAGGAGUGGCUCAAGCCCGCGGAGCUGCCCAUCAAGUACGCCGGCUACUCGACCUGUUUCCGUAAGGAGGCCGGUUCGCACGGCAGGGAUGCGUGGGGUAUCUUCCGCGUUCACCAGUUCGAGAAGAUCGAGCAAUUCCUCAUCACCAAGCCCGACGAGUCGUGGGCCGCGUUCGAGGACAUGAUUGCCACGGCCGAGGAGUUCUACCAGUCGCUGAAGCUGCCUUACCAUGUCGUCGCCAUCGUCUCGGGUGCGCUGAACAACGCCGCCGCCAAGAAGUUCGAUCUUGAGGCCUGGUUCCCCUUCCAGGGCGAAUACAAGGAGCUGGUCUCCUGCUCCAACUGCACCGACUACCAGACUCGUGAACUGGAGAUCCGGUACGGCACAAAGAAGCAGACCGCUACCAGGAAGGAAUAUGUGCACGCUCUGAACUGUACCCUCGCCGCUACUGAGCGCGCGCUCUGCUGUAUUCUCGAGAACUACCAGACCCCCGAUGGCUUCAACGUCCCGGAGGUCCUUCGCAAGUACAUCCCCGGCCAGCCCGAGUUCCUGCCCUUCGUUAGGGAGCUGCCCAAGGACACCACUUCCGCCAAGGCUGCGGGCAAGGCUCCGGGUCCCAAGCCCAAGGUCCCCGCUCCCGGCGAUGUCGCGGACAAGGUCAAGGACAUGAAGGUCUAG
Lasiodiplodia theobromae is the source of this 1434-nucleotide messenger RNA. RefSeq names its product Seryl-tRNA synthetase. Lineage: Eukaryota; Fungi; Ascomycota; Dothideomycetes; Botryosphaeriales; Botryosphaeriaceae. Gene Ontology annotation, biological process: seryl-tRNA aminoacylation. Gene Ontology annotation, cellular component: cytosol. The transcript has 5 exons. The coding region runs from base 1 to 1434 and encodes 477 amino acids. Gene Ontology annotation, molecular function: tRNA binding; serine-tRNA ligase activity; ATP binding. The record is from RefSeq and is a predicted model, not a curated record.